AUGCGUCUCUCCUUUUUCCUUGUUUGCGCAGGCUCACUAAUUAACCAUUGUUAUUCCUAUCCGCUAACUUAUGCAUCAACCGCGCCCGUUGCAACUGCUGCAAGAACGAAGAAUGGCACCUACACCGGUGUUCGCGUCCCUCAGCUAUCCCAAGAGAUAUUUCGCGGCAUUCCAUUCGCCCACGCGCCACGUUUCGCUUUGGCCGAGUCGCUGACAGAGACCUGGAGCGGCUUCCGUGAUGCAAUCGAACCCGGCUUAACUUGUUCUGGCUUUGGAACCAACAAUCUGCUUCCAUACCUAGAAUCCGGCGAAGACUGUCUGAACCUCAAUGUCGUCAGACCUGCUGGAACAAGACCUGGGGCAAAGCUACCUGUUUUGGUAUGGAUAUAUGGUGGUGGCUACCGUCAAGGCAGCAUCAACGACCGCGAGUUUAACACAUCCUUCAUUGUGCAGAAUUCAGUUGCAAUCAAGAAGCCAGUGAUAGUUGUCAGCAUCAACUAUCGCCUUAGCAUGUUCGGCUUUGUCUACAGCAUCGAGGUUCAAUCGCAAGGAAUUACGAAUCUGGGCAUUCGUGAUCAGUGGAAGGCACUGGAAUGGAUAAAGGAGAACAUCGGGGGCUUUGGUGGUGACCCCGAUAAUGUGUCAAUAUGGGGCGAGAGCGCGGGUGCAUUCUCCAUCGGAUUCCUGAAUAUGGCCUACGGAGGAGAUAACAGUGACCUUUUCCAGAAAGCAAUUGCAGUAAGCGGCACCGCAUUCGGGGUAGGCGCUGGUAAUCCAACUACAGCGCAGACGAGCUAUGAUAAUGUGGCCAACGCGACUGGAUGCUAUUACGCCAUCGAUUCCCUCCAGUGUAUGCGCGAACUCCCUUUUGCAACCUUGAACGCAACUCUCACCUCCUUGGGCGGAUUGCUGAAUUUCCAGCCCAUGAUCGAUGGAGAUAUCAUCCGAAACUCUGCUAGUGUCGCAUACGCACACAAGCCUGCUCUACUCGCACCUGUGGACAUUCUCAUCGGCUGUAAUACCGAUGAAGGCAUGUCCGAGGCGCUUGGUGCACAAAUUGCCAUCAAUACCAACGAAGAGUUUGCAAAUAUCCUGACCACGGCUUUCGGUUUAGGACCGGAUAUGGUGCAGGAAGUGCUCAAGCUAUGGCCGGAAGACGCACAAUACCCACCCUACUCGGAGCCAAUGAGCAUAAACUGGCCUGAGCUGACGGCUACAAUCGGUAUCAAGUCUGGAAAUCAAACGCGACGCAUCUAUGGCUUUAUCAAUGACUAUGCUAUGCAGGCCGGACGACGGUUGACAGCUCAGUCCUGGUCCAGCCUCACUAGAAAGAAAGUAUACUCAUUCCGCUGGGAUGUCGAUCCCAGCCGCAUCCCUCUAGUCUAUACGCCAGGCCUAGGUGUUGGAUUUGCUGAACAUGGUGCAGAGCUUAGUUUUGAAUUUGCGCUCCCAUAUGUCAGCGGUUCACCGUACCCCUCCCUCCCUGAUGUACCAGCAAUGCGCAAUGUUAGCUAUGCAAUGCAGGUACAUUUCAUCAGUUUUGCAAAUUACGGGGAUCCAAAUAAACAUGGACUGAAAUGGAUUCCGCAUUGGCCGGCUUAUACGCAGACCUCAGAAAAGAAUUUCGUCUACAACGCAACCCUCGCCAAUACGCUUAACUUACAUGUGGAGAAGGAUAACUUUCGCGAAGAGCAGCUUGAUUGGUUAAAUGCGAGAUGGAGAUUCUUGAACAGGGGAUGA
Messenger RNA from Hyaloscypha bicolor E, 1740 nucleotides. RefSeq names its product alpha/beta-hydrolase. Bases 1 to 1740 code for a protein of 579 amino acids. The record is from RefSeq and is a predicted model, not a curated record. The transcript has 2 exons. NCBI's taxonomy places the organism in Eukaryota, Fungi, Ascomycota, Leotiomycetes, Helotiales, Hyaloscyphaceae.